CAGUGUCUGCCGCGUCCGCGUGCGGUUGUCGUUCGAGUGCGAGAGAGACAGAGAGACAGCGACAAUGUGCGACGACGACGUGGCCGCCCUCGUGGUGGACAAUGGGUCCGGCAUGUGCAAGGCGGGCUUCGCCGGCGACGACGCGCCCCGCGCCGUCUUCCCGUCCAUCGUGGGCCGCCCCCGGUACCAGGGCAUCAUGGUCGGCAUGGGCCAGAAGGACAGCUACGUCGGUGACGAGGCCCAGUCCAAGCGAGGCAUCCUGACCGUCAAGUACCCCAUCGAGCACGGCAUCGUCACCAACUGGGACGACAUGGAGAAGAUCUGGCACCACACGUUCUACAACGAGCUCCGCGUCGCUCCCGAGGAGCACCCCGUCCUGCUCACCGAGGCGCCCCUCAACCCCAAGGCCAACCGAGAGAAGAUGACUCAGAUCAUGUUCGAGACCUUCAACACGCCGGCCAUGUACGUGGCCAUCCAGGCCGUGCUGUCCCUGUACGCGUCGGGCCGCACCACGGGCAUCGUGCUGGACUCUGGCGACGGCGUGUCCCACACCGUCCCCAUCUACGAGGGCUACGCCCUGCCGCACGCCAUUCUGCGUCUGGACCUGGCCGGCCGCGACCUCACGGACUACCUCAUGAAGAUCCUCACGGAGCGAGGCUACUCCUUCACGACGACGGCCGAGCGGGAAAUCGUCCGCGACGUCAAGGAGAAGCUGUGCUACGUGGCGCUCGACUUCGAGCAGGAGAUGGCCACCGCCGCCUCCUCGUCCUCCCUCGAGAAGUCCUACGAGCUGCCCGACGGACAGGUCAUCACCAUCGGGAAUGAGCGGUUCCGCUGCCCGGAGGCCAUGUUCCAGCCUUCCUUCCUGGGAAUGGAGUCCAGCGGCAUCCACGAGACGACCUACAACUCAAUCAUGAAGUGCGAUGUCGACAUCCGUAAGGACCUGUAUGCCAACACUGUGUUGUCUGGAGGUACCACCAUGUAUCCUGGUAUUGCGGAUAGGAUGCAGAAAGAAAUUACAUCCCUGGCCCCCUCCACAAUGAAGAUCAAGAUAAUUGCUCCUCCAGAGCGCAAAUACUCCGUUUGGAUUGGUGGAUCCAUCUUGGCCUCCCUAUCAACUUUCCAACAGAUGUGGAUCUCGAAACAAGAAUAUGAUGAGUCUGGCCCAUCUAUUGUACAUCGCAAGUGCUUCUAGUCCUGUGUUUCCUGGUUUGCUCUAGUUUCAUAAUUUAUUGUAUUGUAAGAUUUGAAAGCUUCAACCAAAAGCUUGUACAUAACGAUCAUUAGUAUGAUCAGGCAACUACUUCCACACUUAAGUUAAUUUUGUGUUUAUUUAUUGUUAUUAUUUAAAUGACAAACUGCCUAAUUCUAUCAUUGUACCUAAGUGGAAACAAAGAAAGCAUGUGACACUGAUAGAAGGAUUGAAAUAUACCAAGUAAAUGACAAACAUA
Molecule: messenger RNA, 1451 nt
Organism: Thrips palmi
Lineage: Eukaryota; Metazoa; Arthropoda; Insecta; Thysanoptera; Thripidae
Product: actin-3-like
Exons: 7
Coding region: 65-1195 (376 amino acids)
Source: RefSeq, a predicted model, not a curated record